This is a messenger RNA of Durio zibethinus, 1898 nucleotides long. Its product is annotated as protein OXIDATIVE STRESS 3 LIKE 1-like. NCBI's taxonomy places the organism in Eukaryota, Viridiplantae, Streptophyta, Magnoliopsida, Malvales, Malvaceae. The record is from RefSeq and is a predicted model, not a curated record.
UAUUUACAACAACAGACAAACGAUCAAAUCUCCAAAACGCAUAAACCCUUAAUAUCGUGCCUUCCUUCUCGUCUUUCUUUCAUAUUUUUUUGCUGUAUCUUUGUUUGUUUCUGCUUCGAGGAAGAAAGACUUCUUUAUUCUGUUUUGUUUUUACGGUUUGGGUGGCGAAAGGCAGAAGAAGUAAAUCAUGUCGAUUGCAUCGGAAAGGAUUGAAGCGUCAGGGUUUGGGUGCGUGAUGGAGUGCGCUUGUGAUACUUCCAGGUUUGAAUCCUCGCCGAUGAAGGAACGGAAAGAGGUGGUGCUGCUGCUGGUGGAGGAGGAGGAGGAAGACGAUUGGAGGAGCUCAUCGUCUACCACGACGUCGUCUUCGAUCGGGAGGAAUAGUGAUGACGUGUCUGGAAGAUCCUCGGACGUUAGAGAUUUCGAGGAAAAUGAGGUUCAAAGCGCCUAUAAAGGUGGUUUAGACAUGAUGGAUUCGCUCCAACAGUUUUUGCCUAUGAGGAGAGGCAUCUCAAGCUUCUACAAUGGCAAAUCAAAGUCUUUCACAAGUUUGGCUGAUGCUUCCUCAGCUUCAUCGAUUAGAGAAAUAGCAAAACCUGAAAACGCCUAUACUAGGAGAAGAAGAAACCUAUUGGCAAUCAACCAUGUAUGGGACAAAAACAGGAAUAAAAGACCCAUUAAACCGAUUAGCUCAAGCAAAAGCACCUUGGCUCUUGCUGUUACCAUGGGUAGCUCUGAAAGUAUCUCUAGCACAAGUGACGACUCUACCUCAGCUUCAAGCCCUCGGCUUCCUCCAUUGCACCCACAAACCAGAACAUCUUUCAAUAACAAUAAUAAUAAUAAUAAUAAUACCCCAUCGUCGCCGCCUUCAAGUAGCCGGAGUUUCUCUGAUUGGCGGUCCUUCUCGUUGGCUGAUGUACGGGGAUAUACUACUGUUAUGGAAACCACAAAUCCACAUUGCUCUUUAAUUAAUGAUAGAACUAACUAUAAGAAAGGGAUUUGAAAGAGAUUUACGCUGGGAUAUGCAUGUUUUAUGCCUCGUUUCUUGUCCAAAGGAAGAUGUUGCCUCCAGUUUUUGACAAUUUGUAGUUUUUCUUUACCUGAUGCAGGUGUAUGAUCACGCUGCUAAGUGCUAAUUGCAUUUUAACAAUUCCUGUAAGUGACUUGUCGAUAACAAACAAGUUUCAUGCUUCUGUUUACUUGUUUUGAUGCUGAAGAGAAUCGGAGCUGAUUGAAAGUAAAUGGAGAGCGUCUGAAAUUGAUUUCAAAUAGUUUCUUUUAUCACAUUUGUUCCAUGGCAGAAAAUGAUGGCUUCAUUUGUAGGAGAAUAAUGUGAAAGAAUGGGCGAAACCAUCUAAAUCAAUCAUGCAUCAAUCGAAAUAGAUGACUCUAAAACAGGAAGCCUCCUUCUGAAUGAAGAAAAUUCAUGCCUAUUCCUAAGCAAUGUUGUACCCACCUAGUCCUACGGCUACCCAAUGUGGUCAUGAGAGCAGCUGAUGGACUGAAUUUGACAAAUUUUAGAAUCUUUGCUUCUCAAAUCUAAUCUUUGAGUACCAACCUGUGCCCUCAAAGAGUAGUCGGACACCUUGUCAAACCUAUGUAUUAACGUUCACACGAGCUAGAAUGUAAGUUCAAAUAGCUGCCCGGCCCUUAAAAUAAUACAGUAGAAUAACUUAAUUUUGGCACCGGAGGGUCUAUUGCUGGAAUUGCAAUAUCUAUAUUGAAAAUUUUACCACAUACAUUGGAUGACCUUAUCAAUAUUCAGUUGCUAUCCCAUUGACUACUAGGUGACCGUUGGGGAAGCCGUCCAGGGGAUCUUGAUUUUCCAGAAAGUACUUGGGCAUUUAUCCAGCAAUUAGAAUUUUACAUGCAACUGAAACUCUGAUGCUUUCUCACAA